This is a messenger RNA of Eublepharis macularius, 19239 nucleotides long. RefSeq names its product AHNAK nucleoprotein (gene AHNAK). Bases 238 to 18012 code for a protein of 5924 amino acids. Gene Ontology annotation, biological process: regulation of RNA splicing. Gene Ontology annotation, cellular component: nucleus; costamere; cytoplasm. The transcript is spliced from 5 exons. The record is from RefSeq and is a predicted model, not a curated record. NCBI's taxonomy places the organism in Eukaryota, Metazoa, Chordata, Lepidosauria, Squamata, Eublepharidae. Gene Ontology annotation, molecular function: protein binding.
CCUGCAGCAGGGAUACCACAGGAGCCUGCUUGCCAGGGCUCAGCUACCGCCUCCAGGAAUCUAGGACCAGAUCGGGGUCUGGGCAGCACCGGGACAUCGUCUAGCAUGGCAGUGCCGGGCAGCUGAAGGCCUCUGACCCACAGGCUGGGAAGUCGGAACCAAAAUUACCAAAGGAUUGGCAAGUGACAAGAAGGGAAUUCCUGGGGCGGUUCCUACCUGGACCAAAGUCCCAGAAAGAUGGAGAAGGAGGAAGAAGACACUCGGGAGGUUUUGCUCCCCGACUGGCAAGGCAGCGGCUCCCACGCCCUCACCAUCGACCAGACAGAGGAGGGUGUGUUUGUUAAACAGGUGAAGGAGGAUUUGCCAGCUGCCAAAGCAGGAGUCGUGAAAGAAGGGGAUCAGAUAAUGAGUGCUACAAUCUACUUUGACAACCUGCAGUCUGGAGAAGUCACAGAGAUCCUAAAAAACGUGGGCCACCACACCGUAGGCCUUCGGCUGCAAAGGAAAGGAGACCGGUCUCCAUUGCCGGGACAGACUUGGUCACACGACGUGUUUACCUCGAGGAGUCCAGAGGUUGUUCUGAGCGGGGACGAUGAAGAGUACCGACGGAUUUACACAACAAAAAUUAAGCCACGCCUUAAAUCAGAAGAUGGUAUGGAAGUUGAGCACACGGGAACCCAAAGCAGAACCAUCACAGUCACCAAGAGAGUUACCGCAUACACCGUUGACGUAACAGGGCGUGAAGGCGCCAAAGACAUUGACAUCACCAGCCCCGAAUUCAAAAUUAAGAUUCCAAAACAUGAACUCACCCACGUAUCCAAAGCAGAGAUUGAAACAGAGCCUGGAAAAACUGUGAUCAAGAUCCCACAUGGAGAUCUGUCAGGGAGAACCGUAUUUACGCAUUCUGGACCAGCAACAGAAUCACCCUCUAGGAAGUUGGACAUCGGAGUUCCUGAUAUCCGCAUGGAAAAACCCACAGUGGGGACAACUGAUAUUCGCAUCUCUGGGCCUCAUGUCGUAGGGAUGGAUCUGAGAACCCAGACGGACUUUAGGCCAUUAGAAGGCUCGGAAGCUGGUUUUCAUAUCACAGCCCCUGAAAUAAAUGGGAAAGGCCCCCGAAUUCAUGGUGGACUCACAGGCCCAAAAGUUGAUAUUCCUGUGUCAAGCAUUGAAGGCAGCAUUACAGCUCCUGAUCUCAGUGGUGAGAGCAAAGACAAAAUAACAUUUCCUGCAAUGAAAAUGCCUAAAUUUGGCAUAUCAUCGCCGGCUUCUUACUUUGAGGCUCCUCAACUUGAUGUAACGGCCCCAUCAAUGACACUCAAAGGCCCAGAGGGUUCUCUGAAAGGGCCCACAUGUACAGUGGGAGGACCUGGACUUGUACAGCCAAAGGUGGAUGUGGGCCUAAAAGGACCGGACUUGAAGGGUGGAGUGAAAGUUUCCCCUCCAUCUUUGGCAGGCCCCAAGGUUGAUAUCAAAGGGCCCAAGGUGGAUCUUGGGGCUCCGGACACCGGACUUGAAGUGGGUGGAGGAAACAUUAAAAUACCCCACAUGAAACUACCUAAAUUUUCUUCGUCAGACCCCACAGUGGCUGUGACUGUUCCUAAAGGGGGAAUUGAUAUCUCAGGACCCAAAGUGGAUAUUCAGUCUCCAAAUGUCAGUAUUGAUGCACACGUGAAAGGACCCAAGUUCGGCAAGCCUGAAAUGGUCGGUCAGAUACCCAGAAUCUCUAUGGCCGAUGUUGACUUGAACCUCAAGGGCCCCAAAGUGAAAGGAGCCAUGGAUAUUUCAGGGCCAAAAUUGGAAGGAGGCUUGAAAGGGCCUGGCAUGGAUGUUAAGGGUCCCAAGCUAGAUAUCAAAGUUCCAGAUGUUGACCUCGGGGGUAGCUUAAAAGGUCCCAAAGUCUCUAUGCCAUCCUUGAAAACAUCACCAGUAAAAACAGCUUUGCCAGAUGUGGACUUGAAUUUGAAAGGGUCAAAACUAACUGGAGAUGUGGAUGUUUCCAUGCCAAAGAUAAAAGGUGACAUCAAGGGGCCCCAGGUUGAUAUCAAAGGGCCCAAAAUGGACAUAGAUGCUCCUGCCAUUGGCAUCAAAGGCCCCGGUGGACAACUGAAAGGUCCACACAUCAAAAUGCCAGAAAUGUACGUCAAAACUCCUCAAAUAUCCAUGCCAGACAUCGACCUGAACUUGAAAGGUUCUAAAAUCAGGGGGGAUGUGGAAGGAGAACUGAAAGGCCCAGCUGUCGCUAUCAAAGGCCCCAGAUUGGACAUCGGUGCACCAGAUGUUGAACUUCAAGGACCAGAACUCAAAAUGCCUAAAAUGAAACUGCCUAAAUUUGGUGUGAAAGGUGAAGUCCCCACUGUUGAUGUCACUCUUCCAAAGGGAAAUGUAGGUGUUUCAGACCCUGGAAUAAAAAUAGAAGCUCCUAGUUUGGACAUCAAAGGCCCUGGAGGACAACUGAAAGGUCCCCAUGUCAAGAUGCCAGAAAUGCAUGUCAAAACUCCUCAGCUAUCUAUGCCAGACAUCGAUUUGAACCUGAAAGCUCCCAAAAUCAAAGGGGAUGUUGAUGUUUCCAUUCCAAAAGUGGAAGGAGAAUUGAAAGGCCCAGCUGUCAAUAUCAAAGGGCCCAAACUAGAUGCCAGUGCACCAGAUGUUGAGCUCCAAGGAUCAGAACUCAAAAUGCCCAAACUCAAAAUGCCCAAAUUUGGCAUGCCAGGCUUCAAAGCAGAGGCCCCUGAUGUAGAUGUCAGUCUUCCAAAGAGUGGCCUUGAAAUUUCAGGUCCCAAGGUGGGCAUAGAUGCUCCGAGCUUGGACAUUGAAGGACCUGAAGGCAAAAUUAAAGGUCCGAAAUUCAAGAUGCCUGGUCUAAAUAUUCAGGCACCAGAGAUCUCAGUACCAGAUGUGGACUUGAAUUUGAAAGGGCCCAACGUAAAGGGUGAUGUGGAACUUUCCAUGCCAAAGAUAAAAGGGGACAUCAAGGGGCCCCAGGUUGAUAUCAAAGGGCCCAAAAUGGACAUAGAUGCUCCUGCCAUUGGCAUCAAAGGCCCCGGUGGACAACUGAAAGGUCCACACAUCAAAAUGCCAGAAAUGCACGUCAAGACCCCUCAGAUAUCCAUCCCAGACAUUGACUUGAACUUGAAAGGCUCAAAAAUCAAGGGGGGUAUGUCCAUUCCAACGGUAGAAGGAGAAAUGAAAGGCCCAGCUGUUGAUAUCAAAGGGCCCAAACUGGAUGUGGGCAUGCCAGUAGUUGAACUUCAGGGACCGGAACUCAAAAUGCCUAAAAUGAAACUGCCUAAAUUUGGUGUGAAAGGUGAAGUCCCCACUGUUGAUGUCACUCUUCCAAAGGGAAAUGUAGGUGUUUCAGACCCUGGAAUACAAAUAGAAGCUCCUAGUUUGGACAUCAAAGGCCCUGGAGGACAACUGAAAGGUCCCCAUGUCAAGAUGCCAGAAAUGCAUGUCAAAACUCCUCAGAUAUCUAUGCCAGACAUCAAUUUGAACCUGAAAGCCCCCAAAAUCAAAGGGGAUGUCGAUGUUUCCAUUCCAAAGGUGGAAGGAGAAUUGAAAGGCCCAGCUGUCGAUAUCAAAGGGCCCAAACUAGAUGCCAGUGCACCAGAUGUUGAGCUCCAAGGACCAGAACUCAAAAUGCCUAAACUCAAAAUGCCCAAAUUUGGCAUGCCAGGCUUCAAAGCAGAGGCCCCUGAUUUAGAUGUCAGUCUUCCAAAGGGUGGCCUUGAAAUUUCAGGUCCCAAGGUGGGCAUAGAUGCUCCAAGCUUGGACAUUGAAGGACCUGAAGGCAAAAUUAAAGGUCCCAAACUCAAGAUGCCAGAAAUGAAUAUUAAAACUCCUAAGAUCUCUAUGCCAGACAUUGAUUUGAACCUGAAAGGGCCAAAAGUGAAAGGGGAUCUGGAUAUCACUAUGCCAAAAGUGGAAGGUGAAUUGAAAGGUCCUGGAAUUGAUAUCAAGGGGCCCAAAGUUGAUGUUGAUAUGCCAGAUGUCGAUCUUCAGGGUCCUGAAGGAAAGCUGAAGAUGCCUAAGUUGAAAAUGCCGAAAUUUGGCAUGCCUGGCUUCAAAGCAGACCUUCCUGAUGUAGAUGUCAGUCUUCCAAAGGGUAAAAUUGAUGUUUCUGGUCCCAGAGUAGACAUUGAAGGCCCUGACUUGGAUGUUGAAGGCCCAGAAGGGAAAAUUAAAGCCCCCAAAUUCAAGAUGCCAGAAAUGAAUAUCAAAGCUCCUAAAGUAUCUGUGCCAGACAUUGACCUGAAUUUAAAAGGCCCCAAGCUCAAAGGAGAUGUAGAUAUUUCUGUUCCAAAGUUAGAAGGUGACAUCAAAGGUCCUGAAAUUGACAUCAAAGGACCUAAAAUGGAUAUAAAUGUCCCAGAUGUUGAUCUUCAUGGGCCUGAAGGGAAGCUGAAAAUGCCGAAAUUCAAAAUGCCAAAAUUUGGAAUGCCUGGUUUCAAAGCAGAAGGCCCAGAUGUAAAACUUCCAAAGGCAGACGUUGGUAUUUCUGCACCUAAGCUAGACAUCGAAGCUCCUGAGUUAGACAUUGAAGGACCUGAAGGGAAAGUUAAAGGUUCCAAGUUUAAGAUGCCUGACCUAAAUAUACAUGCACCCAAGCUCUCUAUGCCUGAUGUAGAUUUGAAUUUGAAAGGCCCUAAACUGAAAGGGGAUAUGGAUAUUUCUGGGCUGAAGAUAGAAGGUGAACUGAAAGGGCCUCAUGUCGACAUUGAGGGUCCUAACGUGGAUGUCGACAUACCUGAUGUGGACCUGGAGUACCCCGAAGGGAAAAUCAAAGGUUCCAAAUUUAAGAUGCCAAAACUAAAUAUUAAGGCUCCUAAAAUCUCUAUGCCUGACAUAGAUCUGAAUCUCAAGGCCCCCAAAAUGAAAGGUGAAAUGGAUGUGACUGUUCCAAAGAUUGAGGGUGAACUGAAAGGAACCAGCAUUGAUGUCAAAGGCCCACAGCUGGAUGUUGAUCUCCCAGACAUUGAUCUUGAAGGUCCAGAGGCCAAGCUGAAGAUGCCAAAGAUGAAACUACCCAAAUUUGGCAUGCCUGGGUGGAAAGGGGAAGGUCCGGAUGUUGAUGUGAGCCUUCCUAAAGGAGGCUUAGACAUUUCGGGACCAAACGUGGAAAUUGGUGCUCCUGAUGUUGAGAUGGAAGGCCCUGAAGGAAAAAUAAAAGGACCCAAAUUUAAAAUGCCUGAAAUGCAUUUCAAAACACCGAAAAUCUCCAUGCCAGAUAUUGACUUGAAUUUGAAAGGCCCUAAAUUUAAGGGAGACUAUGAUGUUUCUGUGCCCAAACUGGAAGGAGAACUGAAGGGUCCUGCCCUUGAUAUCCAUGGACCCACAGUUGACAUAAGUGGUCCAGAUGUUGAUCUGCAAAGUGGGGGAAAAUUGAAAAUGCCAAAAUUAAAGAUGCCCCAUUUUAGCAUGUCAGGCCCCAAGCUUGAAGGCCCUGAUCUAGAUGUGAGUUUGCCGAAAGGAGAAGUCGACAUUACAGGUCCGAAAAUAGAUGUGCAAGCUCCUGAAUUAGAUAUUGAAGGCCCUGAAGGGAAGCUGAAAGGUCCCAAAUUUAAGAUGCCAAAACUCAAUCUCAAAGCGCCUAAAAUCUCCAUGCCAGAUGUAGACUUGAACCUCAAGGCACCAGGAGGAAAAGGGGAGAUGGAUGUCACUCUUCCAGAUAUUGAAGGCAAUCUGAAAGGACCCCAAGUUGACAUCAAGGGUCCCACGCUGGAUGUCGAAGCACCUGACUUUGAUUUACAGGGCCCUGAAGGAAAACUGAAAGGACCUAAAUUUAAGAUGCCAGAUAUGAACAUCAAGGCUCCCAAAAUCUCUAUGCCAGAUAUUGAUUUAAAUCUGAAAGGGCCUAAAUUCAAGGGUGAUGUAGAUAUUUCAGCACCCAAGCUAGAAGGUGAAUUGAAAGGUCCUGCGAUUGACAUCAAAGCCCCCAAACUGGACAUCUACACACCAGAUGUUGAGCUACAGGGGCCUGAAGGGAAACUGAAAAUGCCCAAAUUAAAAAUGCCCAAAUUUGGAGUUCCUGGUUUCAAAGGCGAAGCCCCAGAUGUGGAUGUCAGCUUUCCAAAAGCAGAUAUUGAAAUUUCUGGUCCCAAGGUUGACAUUGAAGCACCAAGUGUGGACAUUGAAGGCCCAGAAGGAAAAGUGAAAGGGCCAAAGUUUAAGAUGCCCGAGAUGCAUUUUAAAGCUCCCAAACUCUCCAUGCCAGAUGUUGACUGGAAUUUGAAAGGUCCUAAAUUUAAGGGAGACUAUGAUGUUUCAGUGCCAAAGCUUGAAGGUGACCUGAAAGGACCAGAAAUUGACAUCAAGGGUCCCAAGCUGGAUAUUGAAGCACCAGAUGUUGACCUUCAUGGGCCUGAAGGGAAAUUGAAGAUGCCGAAAUUUAAAAUGCCCAAGUUUGGAAUGCCAGGUUUUAAAGCUGAAGGGCCAGAUGUGGACGUGAGCCUUCCCAAAGCAGACCUUGAUGUUUCUGUUCCUAAAGUUGACAUUGAAGCACCAAGCGUGGACAUUGAAGGACCAGAAGGAAAUCUGAAAGGGCCAAAGUUUAAGAUGCCAGGAAUGCACAUCAAGGCCCCAAAAAUCUCUAUGCCAGACAUUGAUUUGAACCUAAAAGGACCUAAAAUCAAGGGUGAUGUGGAUGUUUCAACCCCCAAACUAGAAGGUGAUUUGAAGGGACCAGAAAUUGACAUCAGGGGUCCCAAGCUGGAUAUCGAAGUACCAGACGUUGACCUUCAUGGCCCUGAAGGGAAGCUGAAGAUGCCUAAAUUCAAAAUGCCUAAAUUUGGAAUGCCUGGAUUCAAAGCAGAAGGCCCAGAUGUGGACGUAAGCCUUCCCAAAGCUGACCUUGAUAUUUCUGCACCAAAAGUUGACAUUGAAGCACCAAGUUUGGACAUUGAAGGCCCAGAAGGAAAAGUGAAAGGGCCAAAGUUUAAGAUGCCUGAUAUGCAUUUUAAAGCCCCUAAACUCUCCAUGCCGGAUGUUGAUCUUAAUUUGAAAGGCCCCAAGUUGAAAGGAGAAUUUGAUGUUUCUGCUCCAAAACUGGAAGGUGACUUGAAAGGUCCAGAUGUAGAUAUCAAGGGCCCCAGACUAGACAUUGAUGCUCCUGACGUUGAGAUUGGAGGCCCUGAAGGAAAGUGGAAAACUCCUAAAUUCAAGAUGCCAGAAAUGCACUUCAAGACACCCAAAAUCUCCAUGCCAGAUUUUGAUUUGAAAGGUCCUAAAGUGAAAGGAGAUGUGGAUGUGUCUGUACCAAAGGUGGAAGGAGAUCUGAAAGGCCCUGAUGUUGAUAUCAAAGGGCCAAAAUUGGACAUUGAUGCUCCUGACAUUAACAUUGAAGGGCCAGAAGGAAAAUGGAAAAGUCCUAAGUUUAAGAUGCCAGAAAUGCAUAUCAAGGCUCCUAAGAUUUCUAUGCCAGAUAUUGAUUUAAGUCUCCGAGGCCCUAAGGUCAAGGGUGAUAUGGAUGUGUCUGUACCAAAGCUGGAAGGUGAGCUGAAGGCCCCAGAAGUGGAUAUCAAAGGACCCAGCUUGGGUGUUGAUCUUCCUGAUGUUGACCUAGAAGGGCCUGAAGGGAAACUGAAAGGUCCAAAAUUUAAGAUGCCUGAGAUGCAUUUUAAAGCUCCCAAAAUUUCCAUGCCAGAUUUUGACCUAGGCUUCAAGGGUCCUAAAGUGAAAGGGGAUAUAGAUGUUUCUCUACCAAAGGUAGAAGGGGAUCUAAAAGGACCAGAAGUUGAUAUCAAGGGUCCUAAAGUUGAUGUGGAUAUUCCUGAUGUUGACAUUGAAGGACCAGAAGGAAAACUGAAAGGUCCCAAAUUUAAGAUGCCUGAAAUGCAUUUUAAUGUUCCUAAAAUUUCCAUGCCAGACAUUGAUUUGAAUUGGAGAGGCCCUAAAGUUAAAGGGGAAGCCGAUAUUUCUGUACCUAAACUUGAGGGUGACUUGAAAGGCCCUGAUGUUGAUAUCAAGGGUCCUAAGCUGGAUGUUAAUGUUCCUGAUGUUGAAAUUGAAGGUCCUGAAGGGAAAUGGAAAAGCCCCAAAUUUAAGAUGCCUGAAAUGCACAUCAAAGCACCCAAAAUAUCUAUGCCAGAUUUUGACUUGAACCUCAAGGGCCCCAAACUGAAGGGGGAUGCAGAUGUUUCUUUGCCAAACUUAGAGGGAGAACUGAAAGGAACAGAUGUUGAUAUCACAGGCCCCAAGUUAGACAUUGAUGCUCCUGAUGUUAAUUUAGAAGGUCCAGGGGGAAAGGUUAAAGGCCCCAAAUUUAAGAUGCCAGAGAUGCACAUCAAAGCCCCCAAAAUUUCAAUGCCAGACAUCAAAGCCCCCAAACUCUCAAUGCCAGAUGUUGAUUUGAAUUUGAAAGGCCCUAAACUGAAGGGAGAUGUUGACAUUUCAAUCCCAAAACUAGAAGGUGAUCUGAAAGGCCCAGAAGUGGAUGUCAAGGGGCCAAAACUGGACAUUGAUGCUCCUGGGGUUGAGAUUGAAGGCCCUGAAGGAAAAUGGAAAGGUCCUAAGUUUAAGAUGCCUGAAAUGCACAUUAAAGCACCCAAAAUCUCUAUGCCAGAUUUUGAUCUGAAUCUGAAAGGUCCCAAAUUGAAAGGUGAUGUGGAUUUUCCAAAACUAGAAGGUGAUCUGAAAGGCCCAGACAUUGAUAUUAAAGGUCCUAAGUUGGAUGCAGAUGUUCCUAGCAUGGACAUUGAAGGUCCAGAAGGCAAACUGAAAGGUCCAAAAUUCAAGAUGCCUGAAAUGAAUAUCAAAGCCCCCAAGAUCUCCAUGCCAGAUAUUGAUCUGAAUUUGAAAGGACCCAAGUGGAAAGGAGAUGUGGAUGUUUCACUACCAAAGGUGGAAGGUGAAUGGAAAGGACCUGACAUUGACUUAAAAGGACCCAAGUUGGACAUUGAUGCACCCGAUGUUGACCUUCAUGGCCCAGAGGGCAAACUGAAGAUGCCAAAGUUCAAAAUGCCCAAAUUUGGAAUGCCCAGUUUCAAAGCGGAAGGUCCUGAAGUUGAUCUAAAUCUCCCAAAAGGAGACAUUGACAUAUCUGCUCCGAAGGUGGACAUAGAAGGCCCUGAAUUGGACAUUGAAGGUCCGGAAGGCAAAGUUAAAGGCCCUAAAUUUAAGAUGCCAGAAAUGCACAUCAAAGCACCCAAAAUCUCCAUGCCAGAUUUUGAUCUCAAUUUAAAAGGUCCAAAACUCAAGGGGGAUGUGGAUGUUUCUGUUCCCAAGUUGGAAGGAGACUUAAAAUGUCCUGAUGUUGACAUCAAAGCCCCCAAACUGGACAUUGAUGCACCAGAUGUUGAAUUACAUGGACCGGAAGGGAAACUGAAGAUGCCAAAAUUCAAAAUGCCCAAAUUUGGAAUGCCCAGCUUCAAAGGGGAAGGUCCUGAAGUUGAUGUAAAUCUCCCGAAAGAAGACAUUGAUAUUGCUGCUCCAAAGGUGGACAUUGAAGGCCCUGAGUUGGACAUUGAAGGUCCAGAAGGCAAAAUUAAAGGUCCCAGAUUUAAGAUGCCAGAAAUGCACAUCAAGGCACCCAAAAUCUCUAUGCCAGAUGUUGACUUGAAUUUGAAGGGGCCAAAAUUGAAAGGAGAUGUGGAUGUUUCACUACCAAAGGUUGAAGGUGAAUGGAAAGGACCUGACAUUGACAUCAAAGGACCCAAGAUGGACAUUGAUGCACCCGAUGUUGACCUUCAUGGCCCAGAGGGCAAACUGAAGAUGCCAAAAUUCAAAAUGCCCAAAUUUGGAAUGCCCAGCUUCAAAGGGGAAGGUCCUGAAGUUGAUGUAAAUCUCCCGAAAGGAGACAUUGAUAUUGCUGCUCCAAAGGUGGACAUUGAAGGCCCCGAAUUGGACAUUGAAGGUCCAGAAGGCAAACUGAAAGGUCCAAAAUUCAAGAUGCCUGAAAUGAAUAUCAAAGCCCCCAAAAUCUCAAUGCCAGAUAUUGAUCUGAAUUUGAAAGGACCCAAGUUGAAAGGAGAUGUGGAUGUUUCUCUACCAAAAGCAGAAGGUGAAUGGAAAGGACCUGACAUAGACAUCAAAGGACCCAAGCUGGACAUUGAUGCACCCGAUGUUGACCUUCAUGGCCCAGAGGGCAAACUGAAGAUGCCAAAGUUCAAAAUGCCCAAAUUUGGAAUGCCCAGCUUCAAAGGGGAAGGUCCUGAAGUUGAUGUAAAUCUCCCGAAAGGAGACAUUGAUAUUGCUGCUCCAAAGGUGGACAUUGAAGGCCCUGAAUUGGACAUUGAAGGUCCAGAAGGAAAAAUUAAAGGUCCCAGAUUUAAGAUGCCAGAAAUGCACAUCAAGGCACCCAAAAUCUCUAUGCCAGAUGUUGACUUGAAGGGGCCAAAAUUGAAAGGAGAUGUGGAUGUUUCACUACCAAAGGUUGAAGGUGAAUGGAAAGGACCUGACAUUGACAUCAAAGGACCCAAGUUGGACAUUGAUGCACCAGAUGUUGACCUUCAUGGCCCAGAAGGCAAGCUCAAAAUGCCCAAAUUUAAAAUGCCCAAAUUUGGAAUGCCCAGCUUCAAAGGGGAAGGUCCUGAAGUUGAUGUAAAUCUCCCGAAAGGAGACAUUGAUAUUGCUGCUCCAAAGGUGGACAUAGAAGGCCCCGAAUUAGACAUUGAAGGCCUGGAAGGCAAAGUUAAAGGCCCCAAAUUUAAGAUGCCAGAAAUGCACAUCAAGGCACCCAAAAUCUCUAUGCCAGAUGUUGACUUGAACUUGAAGGGGCCAAAAUUGAAAGGAGAUGUGGAUGUUUCACUACCAAAGGUUGAAGGUGAAUGGAGAGGACCUGACAUUGAUAUGAAAGGACCAAAGUUGGACAUUGAUGCACCUGAUGUUGACCUUCAGGGCCCAGAAGCCAAAUUGAAAAUGCCAAAAUUCAAAAUGCCUAAAUUCAGCAUGCCAGGUUUCAAAGGGGAAGGCCCUUCAGUGGAUGUGAGUCUUCCCAAAGGGGAAUUGGAAGUAUCUGGCCCCAAAGUAGACAUUGAAACACCUGAUUUAGAAAUUGAAGGCCCUGAAGGGAAAAUCAAGGGUCCAAAGUUUAAGAAACCUGAAAUGCACUUUAAUGUUCCAAAAAUCUCAAUGCCAGAUAUUGACUUGAAUUUGAAAGGCCCAAAACUGAAGGGAGAUCUAGAAGGUGAUAUUAAAGGUCCAAGCGUUGAAUUGAAAGGGCCUGACAUUGACUUGGAGACUCCAAAAAUUGAAAUUGAAGGAAAGCCAAAGAAAUCAAGAUUCAAGCUUCCCAAGUUUAGCUUUUCAAGCUCUAAAGGUCACACCCCAGAGGUUGAUGUAAAGCUUAAAAAACCAGAUGUUGAUAUAUCAGGACCCAAAGUCGAUGUUCAAGCUCCAGAUGUUGAUGUCCAUGGGAAAGCAAAAGGUCCUAAAUUUAAAAUGCCUUCCUUGAACAUUUCUUCACCUAAAGUUUCAAUGCCUGAUGUGGAAUUAAAUUUAAAAGGGCCUAAAUUAAAAGGCGACUUGGAUGUUUCUGUACCAAGCCUGGAAGGAGAUUUGAAAGGUCCUGAUCUUGACAUCAAAGGCCCCAAGGUGGACAUUGAUGCACCAGAUGUUGAUCUCCAUGGACCAGAGGGCAAACUUAAAAUGCCCAAAUUUAGAAUGCCCAAAUUUGGUAUGCCUGGCUUCAAAGGAGAAGGUCCUGAGGUGGAUGUAAAUCUUCCCAAAGCAAACAUUGAUGUUUCUGGUCCCAAACUGGAUGUUGAAGCUCCUGACUUAGAUAUAGAAGGGCCGGAGGGGAAGAUCAAAGGCCCCAAAUUGAAGAUGCCAGAAAUGCAUUUCAAUGUUCCCAAGAUUUCUAUGCCAGACAUAGAUUUGAACUUGAAGGGACCCAAGCUGAAAGGAGAUAUCGAUGUUUCAGCACCAAAGUUGGAAGGGGACUUAAAAGGCCCUGAUGUUGACAUCAAGGGCCCGAAACUGGACAUUGACCUACCUGAGGCUGACAUUGAAGGCCCAGAAGGAAAACUCAGAGGGCCCAAGUUUAAAAUGCCCGACAUGCAUUUUAAAACACCUAAAAUCUCCAUGCCAGAUUUCGACUUGAAUCUGAAAGGCCCCAAAGUAAAGGGAGAUGUGAAUGUUUCAAUUCCAAAACUGGAGGGUGACCUCAAAGGGCCGGAAGUAGAUAUCAAAGGUCCCAAAAUGGAUGUUGAUGUUCCUGAUGUUGAUAUCGAAGGGCCUGAUGGAAAGCUAAAGGGACCCAAAUUUAAGAUGCCUGAUAUGCAUUUUAAAGCUCCCAAAAUCUCCAUGCCAGAUUUCGAUUUGAAUCUGAAAGGCCCUAAAGUAAAGGGAGAUGUGGACAUAUCUGUGCCAAAGUUGGAAGGUGAUUUGAAAGGCCCUGAUGUUGAUAUCAAAGGACCGAAGUUGGAUGUGGAGAUGCCUGAUGUUGACAUCGAAGGUCCAGAAGGAAAAUGGAAAAGUCCUAAAUUUAAAAUGCCAGAAAUGAACAUAAAAGCCCCUAAAAUCUCUAUGCCUGAUGUGGAUUUCAAUCUGAAAGGCCCCAAGCUGAAAGGAGACCUAGAUGUUUCAGCACCUAAACUGGAAGGGGAUUUGAAAGGACCAGAAAUCGACAUCAAGGGUCCCAAGCUGGAUAUUGAAGCACCAGACGUUGACCUUCAUGGUCCUGAAGGGAAGCUGAAGAUGCCGAAAUUCAAAAUGCCCAAAUUCGGAAUGCCUGGUUUCAAAGCAGAAGGCCCAGAUGUGGACGUGAGCCUUCCCAAAGCAGACCUUGAUGUUUCUAUUCCUAAAGUUGACAUUGAAGCACCGAGUUUGGACAUUGAAGGCCCAGAAGGAAAAGUGAAGGGGCCGAAGUUUAAGAUGCCUGAUAUGCAUUUUAAAGCCCCCAAAUUCUCUAUGCCAGACUUUGACUUGAAUCUGAAAGGCCCUAAAGUGAAAGGAGAUGUGGACGUGUCUGUGCCAACACUGGAAGGUGACCUGAAAGGUCCAGAUAUAGAUAUCAAGGGCCCCAAACUAGACUUUGAUGCUCCUGAUGUUGACAUCGAAGGUCCAGAAGGAAAAUGGAAAAGUCCUAAAUUUAAAAUGCCAGAAAUGAACAUAAAAGCCCCUAAAAUCUCUAUGCCUGAUGUGGAUUUCAAUCUGAAAGGCCCCAAGCUGAAAGGAGACCUAGAUGUUUCAGCGCCUAAACUGGAAGGGGAUUUGAAAGGACCAGAAAUCGACAUCAAGGGUCCCAAGCUGGAUAUUGAAGCACCAGACGUUGACCUUCAUGGCCCUGAGGGAAAAUUGAAGAUGCCAAAAUUCAAAAUGCCCAAGUUUGGAAUGCCUGGUUUCAAAGCUGAAGGGCCAGAUGUGGACGUGAGCCUUCCCAAAGCAGACCUUGAUGUUUCUAUUCCUAAAGUUGACAUUGAAGCACCGAGUUUGGACAUUGAAGGCCCAGAAGGAAAAGUGAAAGGGCCGAAGUUUAAGAUGCCUGAUAUGCAUUUUAAAGCCCCCAAAUUCUCUAUGCCAGACUUUGACUUGAAUCUGAAAGGCCCCAAAGUGAAGGGAGAUGUAGACGUGUCUGUGCCAAAGUUGGAAGGUGACUUGAAAGGCCCUGAUGUUGAUAUCAAGGGACCGAAGCUGGAUGUGGAGAUGCCCGACGUAGACAUUGAAGGUCCAGAAGGAAAAUGGAAAAGUCCUAAAUUUAAGAUGCCAGAAAUGAACAUUAAAGCACCUAAUAUCUCCAUGCCUGAUGUGGAUUUCAAUCUGAAAGGCCCCAAGCUGAAAGGAGACCUAGAUGUUUCAGCGCCUAAACUGGAAGGGGAUUUGAAAGGACCAGAAAUCGACAUCAAGGGUCCCAAGCUGGAUAUUGAAGCACCAGACGUUGACCUUCAUGGCCCUGAGGGAAAAUUGAAGAUGCCAAAAUUCAAAAUGCCCAAAUUCGGAAUGCCUGGUUUCAAAGCAGAAGGCCCAGAUGUGGACGUAAGCCUUCCCAAAGCUGACCUUGAUGUUUCUAUUCCUAAAGUUGACAUUGAAGCGCCGUGUUUGGACAUUGAAGGCCCAGAAGGAAAAGUGAAGGGGCCGAAGUUUAAGAUGCCUGAUAUGCAUUUUAAAGCCCCCAAAUUCUCUAUGCCAGACUUUGACUUGAAUCUGAAAGGCCCUAAAGUGAAAGGAGAUGUGGAUGUGUCUGUGCCAACACUGGAAGGUGACCUGAAAGGUCCAGAUAUAGAUAUCAAGGGCCCCAAACUAGACAUUGAUGCUCCUGAUGUUGACAUUGAAGGUCCAGAAGGAAAAUGGAAAAGUCCUAAAUUUAAAAUGCCAGAAAUGCACUUUAAGGCACCAAAAAUCUCUAUGCCAGAUAUGAACUUAAACCUGAAAGGCCCUAAAGUAAAAGGAGAUGUGGAUGUUUCUGUCCCAAAGAUCGAAGGAGAUUUAAAAGGUCCUGAGAUUGACAUCAAAGGACCUCAGAUUGGUGCUCCUGAUAUUGAUAUUGAAGGACCAGAUGGGAAACUGAAAGGUCCUAAAUUUAAAAUGCCUGAAAUGAAUAUCAAAGCUCCAAAAAUCUCCAUGCCGGAUGUAGACUUCAACCUGAAAGGCCCAAAAUUGAAAGGGGACAUGGACUUGGACGUUUCACUCCCAAAGAUGGGAGGUGACUUGAAGGGACCGGAUGUUGAUAUAAAAGGGCCAAAAUUGGAUGUUCAGGUACCUGAUGUUGAGCUGGAAUGUCCUGAAGGAAAGCUGAAAGGUCCGAAAUUUAAGAUGCCUGAAAUGCAUUUUAAAACACCGAAAAUCUCCAUGCCAGAUUUUGACUUGAAUUUGAAAGGUCCCAAAAUGAAGGGAGACCUAGAUGUGUCUGUGCCACAGGUUGAAGGUGGUUUGGAAGGACCAGAUGUCAAUAUUAAAGGGCCAAAACUGGACAUUGACACUCCUGAUUUUGACCUCAAGGGUCCAGAAGGGAAACUGAAAGGCCCCAAGCUUAAGAUGCCUGAAAUGCACAUUAAAGCUCCCCAGAUCUCCAUGCCUGAUAUAGAUCUCAACCUGAAAGGACCUCAGAUGAAAGGGGAUUUAAAAGGUCCAGAAAUUGACCUCAAAGGCCCUAAAGUUGACAUUGGUACUCCUGAUGUUGAUAUUCAUGGCCCAGAAGGAAAAGUAAAGUUUCCCAAAAUGAAGCUCCCCAAAUUUGGCAUGCCUGGGUUCAAAGGAGAAGGACCUGAUAUGGAUGUGAAUCUGCCUAAAGGAGAAUAUGGAAUGUCAGGUCCCAAAGUCAACAUUGAAGGUCCCAGCUUGGAUAUUGAAGGACCAGAAGGACAACUCAAAGGCCCCAAAUUCAAAAUGCCUGAAAUGCAUUUCAAGACGCCCCAAAUCUCUAUGCCAGAGAUCGACUUAAAUCUGAAAGGACACAAGGUGAAAGGUGAUAUGGAUAUUCCCAAGAUUGAGGGCAAUUUAAAAGGUCCGGGGAUUGAUAUUCAAGGCCCAGGAAUUGAGGCAAAAGGUCCAGAAAUUGACCUGGAGUGUCCUGAUGUAAAUAUUGAAGGGCCAGAAGGAAAUGUUAAACUCCCCAAAUUUAAAAUGCCAAAAUUUGGGUUUGGAGCAAAAAGCCCCAAAGCAGACGUAAAAUCUCCCACUGUGGACAUCUCUCUUCCAGAAGGCGAAUUGAAUGUUGAGUCUCCUGAUAUCAACCUAUCUGGCAAAGGGAAGAAAAGCAAAUUCAAGAUGCCCAAAAUACAUAUGAGUGGGCCUAAGAUUAAAGGCAAAAAGGCUGGCUUUGAUGUGAGUGAAGAGAUGAGUGCAGGUGUGAAAUCACCCGAUUUAGAAGGAAGUCUCUCUGCCCCAGAUGCAUCACUAAAAGGGGACAUUAACAUUAAGUCGCCCAAGGGAAAGAAACCUAUGUUUGGGAAACUCUCUUUCCCCGAUGUCGAAUUUGAUAUAAAGUCACCCAUGUUUAAGGCCGAUGCUUCUUUGCCAAAGGUGGAAGGAGAAAUUGGGACACCAGGAAUAGACGUUUCAUUACCAUCUGUAAAAUCACCAGGUCUUGACGUUACUGUUCCAAGCGCAAGUGCCAAUCUCCCCGAUGUUAAUAUUGGAGGUCCUGAUAUCAAUCUUAAGAAACCGAAGUUCAAACUCUCAAGUGGGCAUGUAGACCUGGCUGGCCCCAAACUGGAAGGAGACAUCAGAGUGCCAAGUAUCGAUGCAAAUGUUGCUGCUCCGGACAUCAGUCUGAAAGGUCCUUCAGUGAACCUACCGUCCGUGGACAUUUCUGCCCCUACUGUCUCAGCUCCUGAUCUUGAUUUUAAUUUGAAAGGACCAAAGCUAAAAGGUGAUGUUGAACUCCCCAAAGGAGAACUGCACGGCCCAGAAGGGAAACUGAAGCUCCCCAAGUUUGGUUUGCCAAAGAUCGGAAAACCAGGAGUGAAAUUAGAAGGGUCGGAGGUGGAUCUACAAGGACAACUGCCCUCGGCAAACAUUGAUGUUUCAGCCCCAAGUAUCAAAGAUGUGAAAGUUCCUGCAGUUGAUGUAAACUUGAAAGGACCAAAAUUAGGAGGAGACCUGGGUCUUUCGGGUGAUGUGAAAGGCCCAACAAUUGGAAUUGGGAUGCCAGAUGCUGACAUCGGUGGUUUUGAAGGGAAGUUUAAAAUGCCAAAGUCCCAAGGUCUAGAUGUCAGCUUGAAUGCUCCAGACCUAGAUGUGAAAGGACCGUCAAUGAAAGUGACUUCUGGAGGCGGCAUUUCUGCACCUGAUCUUGAUGUGAAUUUGAAAGGACCAAAGAUCAAAGGAGAUCUUGGCAUUUCUGGUGACAUUAAGUCUCCUAAAGUGGCUGUUGAGGUGCCCAGCGUUAACUUGGAAGGGUCUGGCAGUGGAAUUAAACUUCCUUCUCUUAAGCUUCCCCAGUUUGGCAUCUCCAGCUCUCGUGGUGAAGGUUCAAACCUUGAUGUGAAUAUUGCAGGACCACAAAUCAAAGGGCCUGAAGUAGAAUUCAAAGGGCCUAACAUUUCUGUUCCAGCGGUUUCCACCUCAGACGUUGACUUGAACUUGAAAGGACCAAGCUUCAAAGGCGAUGUUAAUAUUUCUGGUGACAUGAAAGGUCCAAAAAUUGAAGUACCGGGUGUGAAAGUUUCUGGCAUGGACUGGGAUGCUGGUAUUCCUGAUGUCAGUUUGAGAGGACCCUCACUCAAUGUGUCAGCUCCCAAAGUUUCCGGACCAGACUUUGACAUAAAUUUGAAAGGGCCUAAGGUCAAAGGAGAUCUUGAUGUUUCUAGAGAUGUCAAAACUCCAGAGCUAAGUUUCGGCAUGCAAGGGGCAGGAGGCUUUCAGGUUUCUGGACCAAAAGGGGGUGGUGAUCUGAAAGGUCCCAGAUUAGAACUCAAGGGUCCUUCUGUUGGGGUGAAGGUUCCACAAGGCCAUUUCGAAAGCCCAUCUGGAAAAGUGUCGUUCCCUAAGAUGAAAAUACCAAAGUUUGUGGUAACAGGGCAGGAGUUGACAGGAAGGGAGGUUGGGGUGGACGUUGAUUUCCCACAGGCACCAGAAGCAAGUCUUCCUGCUGGGACAAUGAAUGUUGAACUAGAAGAGCCUGACAUUAAGCUUAAGAAAUCCAAAAUUAAAAUGCCAAAGUUUGCUUUCUCCAAACCGAAGGUCAAAGGCAGCGUUGGGUCCCCAGAAGUCUCUGUUUCAGGGGGUGAGGGAGAGCUAAAGGCUAGUUUGGGUUCUUUGGAGGGUGACUUGGAAGUAGGUGAAGCAACUGCCUCUCCCAAAGGGAAAUUCUCCUUUUUUAAGACCAAAAAGUCACGUCACCGGUCAUCGUCCUUCAGCGACGAGCAUUCCUCACAUUCGACGCCAACCGGUACUCUGGAGCACGAGAGCAAGCAUGCCAAACUGAAAUUUGGUACCUUUGGGGGGAUAGGGUCAAAAUCUAAAGGUUCUUAUGAGGUAACAGGAAGUGACGAUGAGGGAAAGACGCAGGGGAGUGGAGUGUCGCUAGCGUCCAAGAAGUCUCGGCUGUCUUCCUCCUCGAGUAACGACAGCGGGACAAAGGCUGGAUUUCGAAUGCCAGCAGUAGAGUUGACUGUGGCAAAGAAGAAAGAAUAAAAUCAGGGGCGGGGAAUCUCAUGUACAUAUUGUCUGUGUAUAUAUAUCUCUUUACCUUCUGUGUGUGUAUAUAAAUUUUACUAGCUUGAAAUACUCAGCAAUAAAAUAGGUGAUGCCCAGUGAAAUAGUAGGCCUUAACCGAAAAACGACUACUGUUUUACUGUGAUCAGGGAGGUCUCCACCAACACGUUUCUAUCUUCCAUAGAUAUAUAUCUGACAGAAACUGGUACAGCUGCUCUUUUGGUUAAGUCCUAAAUGGCGGUAUGGCAGUUGAAAGCCCAAUCAAUUUCUAAGAAUGCACUACUCCACUUUCCCACAAUGCACUGCGCCCACAAGAAAACCGUGCCAAAUCAAACAGCAGAAAGACAAAGACUGCUUGGUGAAUCAGCUGUAGCUAUUUAAAUUAAUCAGUAUAAUUUGUGUCAAGGCUAAUUCUGAAUGACUUACCCAUUAAAGAGGAAGGGCCAGGAUCUUAUAUGAUAUUUAAAGCUGGGCCUUGAGGAAGAUGGAUGUACAGUUCCUCAGAUGUAUUUUGGAAGUUUUCUCUUGUGUUCAGAAUUAGGGUUUGCGCUUUGUAUGCUGAGAGCUUUACGUUUACUUUAGCAAGCUUUUUUAAAAAAAUAUAUUUUUUUCAUUUUGGUGAAUAUCUUCAGUGUUGAUCUGCUAUGGAAAGAUUUCCAUUUAAUGACGUUGUUGGCUUUCAUUUGCGGGGGGGGCUGAAAUUUCUAUCGUUAAAAAUGGAUGUAAUGAAAGGAAAACACUGUAAAAGUAUAUAGAUGCAACUGAGAUGUGUCAAAUUUGAAUCUCACAAGAUUUGUAUUGUCUCAAAAUGUUUUUAUUAGCUGGGAAAGGGGCAGAAAAAUGUCAGACACCCAUGGUUUAAUUUAAUUUAAGUUUUGCUGGGUAAAAGAAUAUUUUGCUAAAAUAAUUGAAAGCUAACUGUGUACAUUCUGACAUCAUCUUAGUUGUUUCCGUAUAUUUGACAUUCUUUGUAUUAUAAGGCAGAACUUUCUUUUAGUUGUGGUGCAAAGAUUCUAUUUGCUACUCUAGUCCCUUCCACCCUACAGAUAUUUGUCAUCUGUUUGUUAACAAAUGUAUCUCAAUUUAAAACACAAAACAAAACAAGAAAAGGAAAGGAAAAAUCUUUCAGCACUUUAAGGCAAAUUAGUUGAGAAUGUAAGGAGACUGGUCUUGUAAAAUGCAAAUAAACUGUUCAUUAACCUUUGA